Molecule: messenger RNA, 2273 nt
Organism: Sorex fumeus (smoky shrew)
Lineage: Eukaryota; Metazoa; Chordata; Mammalia; Eulipotyphla; Soricidae
Gene: LIN52
Product: lin-52 DREAM MuvB core complex component
Exons: 6
Coding region: 87-437 (116 amino acids)
Biological process (GO): regulation of DNA-templated transcription
Cellular component (GO): DRM complex
Source: RefSeq, a predicted model, not a curated record
GCGGCGAGUUGGGGGACCGGGUUUCUCUUUGGGGGCGUGGCCCCUGCGCUCCGCUUUCCCGCCGACGGUUGGCCACGUCACGUGACAUGGGCUGGAAGAUGGCGUCUCCCACUGACGGGACAGAUCUGGAAGCAUCUUUGCUAAGUUUUGAAAAGCUUGACCGUGCCUCACCAGACCUUUGGCCAGAACAAUUACCAGGUGUUGCUGAGUUUGCAGCUUCCUUCAAAAGUCCUAUUACUAGUUCUCCACCCAAAUGGAUGGCUGAAAUAGAACGUGAUGACAUCGACAUGUUGAAAGAACUCGGGAGUCUCACCACAGCUAAUUUGAUGGAGAAGGUACGAGGCCUACAGAACCUGGCUUAUCAGCUGGGGCUGGAUGAGUCCAGAGAGAUGACUCGGGGGAAGUUCCUCAACAUUCUCGAGAAGCCGAAGAAGUAGCAGCUGCUGUGGAGAGGCUGUCCUGGGGCCUGGAACCGCACAUCCUGCAGUGCCGCUCUGCAUCUGCGCGCCCGGUAGAGCCAAGUGGUCGCCUCCUGGACCGACCCUCUCCCUUGCUCCUGGUCUCUGCGCCUCUGAGGACUUGCGGCAGCAGCAAGAGAAGAAUCUGCUCUACUCACGGAUCAGUGCAGUUGUUCAGUCAGCUUCUAGACUUCGCCCUUCUCGGCCUCUGAUGUUGGUAGCAGGGGGUCAGGGGCAGAUCAUUCUUAAAGGCCCAAGUCCUGCUUUCUCGUUUCUAGAAAUGGUUCAGGCAUCCUCGGAUCUCACCUUCGAUUUGGCUCAGCAAUGGCAAAGUCAUUGUGACAUGUUGAUUGGAUGGGUUCUUUUGAAUGGUACUUGAUCUCUUAGGAAGUAUGCAGGAUGCAGGGAAACCAGAGAACGAUUUGAUUUUAGAUCAGGUCUUCUGGCCUGACCAGAGAGUUCUCCGGUGUGGACUAGGUUCCAAGAAUCCCCAGCUAGAGAUACCAGGAUCUUCUUGAAGUGUAAAGAAGGUUGUUUUUAAAAUUCUACCCCUGUCCUGAUAACUCCUGUCCCCAAUUCCUUUCUUUCCGUACCUCCCAGCCCCCGUUGUUGGUUCUGACAUAGGGAAGAAGAUGGAACCAUGUGUAUUGAGUCCAUCCUGAGAUUAGCUUAUAUAGUGAAAGGCAACAGUUGCACUAGGUACUAGACCUCAAGGCCAACUUCAAGGAAAACAGAAAGGAUUUCUGAGUUCCAGUUCAUCUGUUACAGAUUCAAUCCAGAAAGUCAUGGCCAGAAAGCUAGGAAAAGGCGGAGACUUGCAGGAUUCCCCAUUUGAUGGAAAACUCUACUUUUAAAUGAAAGUGCUGUGGGUGAUCGCCAUGUUUGACUCCAUAUCCACACAGAGCUGAGAGUUUAUUAUACACCAUGAAAGAAAAACAGAAUUUCCAGGCUUAAACUAAAGUCUUAUGGAGAACUCUGACAGUUAUUUGUCUGUCUCUGUGUUAAAGCAUAAAAAAAAAAAUCCAGUCUGUAGGUAAAAUUUAUUAUACAUUUUCAUAUAUUGUCUUAUACGCCACCUUCAAUCUCAUGCUUGAGAGGUACAUGGGGGUUUCUCAGCCUCUGAAAAGAUGACCCCUGAGACAGUAGUUCACUGGUGUUGGGACACAAAAGUUGUGUUCAAGUUUUUGAUCCUUGGUUUAAUGACUUAUACCCAUUUUCUGACCUCUGACAUUUGAACCCAUGACCACCCAUGCAGUUUUACUUACUGAAAGAGGGGAAAUCGUAUACGAAACACAAAGGAUGGAUAUACAUUCUGCUCAGAUUGCUAGAGAGAAGUUUAGGUUGGAGAGACUUUGGUUUUAACAUAAUCUUAUUAAUAACAUUCCUUUAUCUCUAAAUGCGGUUGAGAGAAGGAGGGAGGGGGAGGAGAGGGAGAAUAGUGCCACGUGUCAAAUCCUUCCUUUGCUCUAUUUUUUAAGUGGAUGACACCAAGCACUCUUCAAAGUGCGUGGGGAAAUUGGGAAAUACGGAUAUUGGGCUACCUUCCAAAACCAACUGGUGUAUAACCUGAAACUCUUAGUUGGUUUUCUGGUCUGCUUUAGCCUCUUCCUUUUACUGUCACCAGCACUUAAUGUAAGUAGAUGUUUUAGAAUUACAAUAUUUAUUGGGUUUGUAUUUGUUGUCCUUAGAAAUGUCAAUGAUGUAUUUUUAUAUUAAUAUAAAUCUGUGUAAAAUGUGUGUGUAUAUGUGUUUCAGGGUGUUAGAAGAUUGUACUUUGUAUAUUUCUGUGUCCUUAUAAUAAAUAUAUCCCUUUUA